UUUUCUACCUCCUCUUCCUCAUUUAAAUAAGUUUAAAGCUCCUCCUCUCCCCUGCCCACCAAUACUGAAACUUUAUAAAUUGGGCUUUGCGCGCCGCAGCCCGGGAGAGUCAGAAAGGCGAGGGGCGCCGGGAGCAGGCGUGUGGGACUCCAGACCGGAGAGCCGGAGGCUGCGCCUUCCCCGCACCGGGACCUUCGCGACACACCAGUUCCUCGUCCCAGCCCCGUGCAAGCGCCCACGAUGACCACCACACUCGUGUCUGCCACCAUCUUCGACUUGAGCGAAGUUUUAUGCAAGGGUAACAAGAUGCUCAACUACAGCCCUCCCAGCGCAGGGGGCUGCCUGCUGGACAGGAAGGCAGUGGGCACCCCUGCUGGUGGGGGCUUCCCUCGGAGGCACUCGGUCACCCUGCCCAGCUCCAAGUUCCACCAGAACCAGCUUCUCAGCAGCCUCAAGGGGGAGCCAGCCCCAGCUCUGAGUUCUCGGGACAGCCGCUUCCGAGACCGCUCUUUCUCGGAAGGAGGCGAGCGGCUGCCACUUCAUCCACAACGCCGAGGAGCGCCGCGCCCUGGCCGGGGCCCGGGACCUCUCCGCCGCCGACCGUCCCCGCCUCCAGCAUAGCUUUAGCUUUGCUGGGUUUCCCAGUGCCGCUGCCACCGCCGCUGCCACGGGGCUGCUGGACAGCCCCACGUCCAUCACCCCACCCCCCAUCCUGAGCGCUGAGGACCUCCUGGGCUCACCUACCCUGCCUGAUGGCUCCAAUAACCCCUUUGCCUUCUCCAGCCAGGAGCUGGCCAGCCUUUUUGCCCCUAGCAUGGGGCUGCCUGGAGGUGGAUCUCCUACCACCUUCCUCUUCCGGCCCAUGUCCGAGUCCCCUCACAUGUUUGACUCUCCCCCCAGCCCUCAGGAUUCUCUCUCGGACCAGGAGGGCUACCUGAGCAGCUCCAGCAGCAGCCACAGUGGCUCAGACUCCCCCACCUUGGACAACUCAAGACGCCUGCCCAUUUUCAGCAGACUUUCCAUCUCAGAUGACUAAACCCAGUAGGGAGGGACCCCCUGCCUAGCCCCCCCCCCACCUUGCACCCACACCCCAUACCCCUACCUCCCUUCCCAGCCCAGCCCCCCCAACCCCCACAUUAACAAGGUUAAGCUCAACCCCUUUUACCCAGAACCUUGGAUGCCCCCUUCCCCCUCCUAACGUAAGGACAAGUCAAUUUGUCAGUAGCUUCUUCUGGCUUGAACCCCCCUCGAUUUUAUAGCCCACUUAAACCAUGCAUAACAGACAAGUCCCAUAUUUGUCAGUAGAUGCCUUUUUUCUGGCUUAAGCCUUAAGUGCCAAAUCACAAAAGAAAAAGCAGUAACAGUUUACAGAAGCAACUUAGUGCCUUGUAAUCUAACUUUGUCACUGUGACUACAUUACCUCUUCAGCGCCAGAGGGCACCCGUGGGCCUCCAGAGCCUCUGCCCAUGGGGAGGGGGAGGAGACCCAGAACCAGCAGCUCCCUCCACUGGCCACACAACUGCACCUUCCCUUACUGCAGCCUCCUCACACUUCCCUCUUCCCAGCACCCCCAGAGUUAUUGCCAGACUUGGGUUUUUGGGGAAACCUGUCCUGACGUUCAAAAACUUUUUCUUCCCAACCUGAACACCUGUUGACUAAUCUUGCCUGGGUUUGUGUAGGUCUGCAGGAAGGAAAGCUGAAAAAGUGGAUGAAGAUUUUGACUUAAAGUGGGACUUUGUGAUUUAAUUUUUCUUUCUUUUUUUUUUUUUUUUUUUAAGUGGGGAGGAAGGGGAAGCUAGAUGGACUAUGAGAGACUUGAUUUUGGUGCUAAAGUUCCCCAGUUCAUAUGUGACAUCUUUUUAAAAACAUCAUAACAGAAACGAGAGAAAAGCUAAAAAAAAAACUCAUGUAAGGGGUGAGCAGUUAAUGGUAUUCAUUCCACAUACAAUAUCUGUGUACAACGAUUUCCUGUAGAAGUAGCUUUAAUGGUUUUUGCUCUUAGAAUACCGUAGGUCUUUCCUUAGAGCACUCACGCCAUGCUUUUUUCCCUGGGUUUUAAACUUCAUAUAACUUUCAGAAAUUGGAGAGCAAAAAUUUUGCUUGUCACUGCACAUCAAUAUAAAAAAGCUUAUUUAACUUAUCAAAACGUAUUUAUUGCCAAACUAUGCUUUUUUUUGUUAAUUUUGUUCAUAUUUAUCGGGAUGACAAAUCCAUAGAAUAUAUUCUUUUAUGUUAAAUUAUGAUCUUCAUAUUAAUCUUAAAAUUUUGUGACGUGUCUUUUUCCUUUUUUCCACAGUUUUAAUAUAUUAUUCUUCAACGACAUUUUUUUGUAACUUUACACUUUUUUUGGUUAUUUUAUUUUAAAAAAAUGAAAAAUUAAUUUAAAAAAAUGCAAAAAACUGUUGGAUUAUUUAUUUUAGAAAUUCCCCCCUUUGUGUUGGACUGCAAAUUAAGUUUCUUUUUCUUUAGGCCUUUCACAACUAGGACUGAGAAUGUAUGUAAAAGUUCUGUGACAGUACAGAAGGAAAACAACUUUUUAAUGUAUAGCUUCUAAAAGGGAAAAAAAAAAAAACCCACAAAAAAAA
Messenger RNA from Tupaia belangeri chinensis (Chinese tree shrew), 2585 nucleotides. RefSeq names its product ZFP36 like 1 zinc finger CCCH-type (gene ZFP36L1). Lineage: Eukaryota; Metazoa; Chordata; Mammalia; Scandentia; Tupaiidae. The record is from RefSeq and is a predicted model, not a curated record. Gene Ontology annotation, molecular function: metal ion binding; mRNA binding.